Xenopus tropicalis (tropical clawed frog) is the source of this 1993-nucleotide messenger RNA. Its product is annotated as gastrula zinc finger protein XlCGF26.1-like. The record is from RefSeq and is a predicted model, not a curated record. Lineage: Eukaryota; Metazoa; Chordata; Amphibia; Anura; Pipidae. Bases 395 to 1699 code for a protein of 434 amino acids. Gene Ontology annotation, cellular component: nucleus. The transcript is spliced from 2 exons.
CACUGCUCUCAGCCACUCACUCACUGUCAGUUCUAUUCAGUAACAAGUAGAAAGCAGUAAAACUCUGCAGGCAGAUCCACUGAGCUCUGUAAUCCCAUUUCCCUUUAUUCUGGUGCCCACAUGCGGCUGCUCCUGCACUGCCAGCUCUCCUGAUCUGCAUCUGCCCACCAGCAAUAUGGCCGCCUCUCUGGGGCAGGGACAACUCUGAGAGGGAAGCCAUUGUUUGAUUGGUCUGAAACCGAACCAGCUCAUUGGCUAAAGGGCGGAGCUGCCUUCCCAGGGGGAGGGGCGAGAGAUCUUUGUGCUUCUGUGUUUACCCAGACCGGAUAGAGGGAAAGGCUGAACCCUUCCUGUAACUGCCUUAUUCUGUGUCCCUGGGCUGCUGGGGGGGUACAUGAAGGCGGAACCCAAUUUAGACUCUGCUGAACUGCCCAAACCAGAGACUGACUCGGAGUCCGGCACAAGAGAUGGCGAUUGCUUAACAAGCUCUGAUGGAUCAGGUUUUAUCUGCUAUAAGUGUGGGGAAACCUUCACUGUGAAUAGCCAUCUUCUCGCCCACCUCUGUGGGACACACGGGAGAACUCACAAAGGGAUAGAAGCUUCUACAUGCACGGAAUGUGGGAAACGUUUCACUGAUAAGAGCACCCUUCAGCGGCACAAGAGAAUUCACACAGGGGAGAAACCAUUCACCUGCACGGAAUGCGGGAAAAGCUUUUCUCAGAAAACCAAUCUUGUGAUGCACGAAAUGAUUCACAAACACAAGCCCUAUUCUUGCAGCGACUGUGAGAAAAGGUUUUCUAACCCGGAGAAGCUUCAGGUGCACCAGGCAGUUCACGUGGGGGAGAACUCUUUUAAAUGUAAAGUAUGUGGGAAAUGUUUUUCUCGCAAAGACAAUCUUAAAACCCACGAGAGGAUUCACACAGGGGAGAAACCAUUCACCUGCACAGAAUGUGGGAAAAGCUUCUCUUUCAUCACUAGUUUUAUCCGACACAUGAGAAUUCACACAGGGGAGAAACCAUAUUCAUGUGCAGACUGCGGGAAACAAUUCUCUCAAAAAAGCUACAUUCAGAUUCAUCAGAAAAUUCACACCAGAGAGAAAACGUGCCCCUCUGCAGAAUCCAGGGGAAAUGUUUCGGUAAAGGCCAGUGUUCAACGGAAUCACACCGGGGAGAAACCUUUCACCUGUUCGGAAUGUGGGAAACGUUUCUCUUUAAGCAGUUACCUCCAUAGACAUCAGAGACUUCACACGGGGGAGGGUCUGUUUACUUGUACGGAAUGUGGGAAAGCAUUCUAUGGAAAAUGGCAACUGCGAAAUCACCAGAAUAUUCACACCGGGGAGAAACCAUUCACCUGCACAGAAUGUGGGAAAACCUUUACUAGAAAAGGCACCCUUCGCAUGCACCAGAAGAUUCACACGGGGGAGAAUCUUUUCACCUGUACAGAAUGCGGGAAACAAUUUACUGAAAAGGGAAAGCUUCAUACGCACCAAAGGAUUCACACAGGGGAGAAACCAUUCACCUGUACAGAAUGUGGCAAAAGCUUUGCCGAAAAAGGCACUCUUCGCAUACACGAAAGGAUUCACACCGGGGAGAAACCAUUCACCUGUACAGAAUGUGGGAGAAGCUUCGCUGAAAAGGGCUCCCUGCGCAAACACAAAAGAACUCACACUGGGGAGAAACCCUUCACCUGUAGAGAAUGACCGGAAAGGUUUUAUUUGGAAACUACCCUUUACAAACACACAAUAAUGCAAAUCUCUGCUAGUAGGUCUUAUAUAAUACUAAACAUUACUUACAUUCUUGGCUAGAAAAUGGUUUCGGCUUAUUAUGUUACUGGAUGGACAUUCCAUUUGGCCAGUGAAGGCUCACCCUUGCUGAUUGAUACCUAAUCAUUAUCAGAAUUAUGAACUUAUUUAUUAGUGAAAAUUAGAAAUGGCUUAAGGGUCAGUGAAGUAUUUUUCAUAGAAUAAAUAAACUUAAGGGAUUCAUUCAUGAUA